UCCCCAUUCCUUCACCCCCUAAUAAAUUCAACUCUCCUUCUCACGCCAACCUUCAUAUAUACACCAUGUCCACCCGAUCCUCCGCCGCCUCCGUCGCCAAGCGCCGCCUCUCAGCGCUCAGCGAGCAGCUCGUCUCCCCCAUCCCCGACCAAGGCAGCUUCGAGAACAUCCCCAAGCUCAAGAAGGUCGCCGGCCCCUCCGCUGGCCCUCGCGCAGCAGGGAAAGUCGUAAUCAUCACCGGCACCAACAGUCCCAUGGGCAUCGGCCGCGCAACAGCCCACCAGUACGCUGAGAAUGGUGCCCGUGCCAUCUACCUCUGCGACUUCGCCGACUCGCAUCUCGCAACUCACAAGCGCGAGCUCGCAUCCCUCUUCCCCUCCGUCGACGUGCACACCCGUCAAUUCGACGCCGGAGAGUCAUCAGGCGUCAAAGCGGUCGUCGAUGACGCCCUAGCCACCUACGGCCGUCUCGACGUCUUCUUCGCCAACGCUGGCAUCGUGGGCAUGCCUAAGAUCUUCACCGAGGUCGAAGCCGACGAGUUCCUCGCGACCUUGAAGACAAACACCGUUUCCGUCUUCCUGGCCGCCAAGUAUGCGGCGCCCGCUAUGCAGACCACCUCCCCCUCCAAGCCCUACCCCUCCGGCUCCAUCAUCGGCACCGCCUCCGUAGCCGGUCUACGCUCCAACGCAGGGUCAACGGAUUACUCGUGCAGCAAGGCGGGCGUCGUGUCGAUCGCGCAGACUAUUGCGUUCCAGCUCGCUGGGACGGGGGUGCGUAUCAACGCGCUGUGCCCGGGUGUUAUUGAGACGGGGAUGACGGCGCCGAUGUAUGAUGCGGCAAGGGAGCGCGGGACGCAGGCGAAGAUUGGGCAGUUGAACCCGCUGAGGAGGGGCGCGCAUGCAGAUGAGGUCGCGAGGGUGGCGCUGUUUUUGGGGAGCGAUGAGAGUAGUUAUGUUAAUGGGCAGGCGUGGGCGGUGGAUGGGGGGUUGAGCGCGGGACAUCCGUUUGUGCCGGGGAAGUUGGCGUAGAGUGGCCAAAUGAGGGGACGGGGGGUCGAGAUGUACUUAUAGAUCAUGCAUGA
This is a messenger RNA of Pseudogymnoascus destructans, 1081 nucleotides long. RefSeq lists its product as uncharacterized. The transcript has 2 exons. NCBI's taxonomy places the organism in Eukaryota, Fungi, Ascomycota, Leotiomycetes, Thelebolales, Thelebolaceae. The coding region runs from base 66 to 1028 and encodes 320 amino acids. The record is from RefSeq and is a predicted model, not a curated record. Gene Ontology annotation, molecular function: oxidoreductase activity.